Messenger RNA from Fopius arisanus, 916 nucleotides. RefSeq lists its product as uncharacterized. Gene Ontology annotation, molecular function: odorant binding. Bases 351 to 884 code for a protein of 177 amino acids. Lineage: Eukaryota; Metazoa; Arthropoda; Insecta; Hymenoptera; Braconidae. The record is from RefSeq and is a predicted model, not a curated record. The transcript is spliced from 5 exons.
GAAAAUUAUAAACCAAUUUCUGAGGAAUUAAUAAAGUCAAUAAAUCAAAUCAAUAAAAAACAAUGAAUAUCGAUCGCGGAUUAUUUAAGAGUGAAUUGAAUUAGAUUUCAAUGGAAACUUAUCAUUUGAUUUUGGGGGUGAAUUUUAUAUUUUCGAAUAAUAUUGGGUUAUGAAAGGGAAACAGCUUUUUGGUGGUGGAAAUAAUGGUUGAAUACGAAUGAUAAAAGAAGUUGUGAAACUGUUUUAUAAGAAAAAGAGGAAAUAACCCCUUUGGAUGGGCACAAAGACUUUGGCUCGCCACAAUUGGUGGGCAGAACAUCCGCACCCAACGGAUCCCCGCGGUUUAUGUGAUGGCAAUCUUCUCUGUAUGGUCUACACCAGAACUUUAUGCUCAGAAGCUUACAAACUCAUUUUCAAAGUUUCCGACCCACCCAUCGAUAAAUCGUUACCCCCCGUACUUUCAUCGAGUUACCGAGGUGAAUAGUACCUGUCAAAGGAGUCUAGAUUGGAAUGGCCCUUGCACCAGAAAACCUUUCAAGAACUUCAGACUCAAUUGCAUUGCAAAUGAUGGAAUAAUACCCGAUCCUCAGUCAAUGGAUCUCGAUGUUUGUACAUACAAGAAUGCAGGAGUGAUCACGGAAGACGGUCGGAUAAAUUUUGAAAUGUUUAAAAAAUUGGUUAAGGUAUUCCUUAUUAACGGGGCACACAAUUUUGUGGACGUCUACUUCCAGAAUAUGGAGCGGUGUAUAAACGCCGUGCAACCGGACAGAGAUGCGGAACAGCUAGUCCAGGCGCUACACGACUGCGAAGAUCGAGCAGAAAAUGAAUAUUAUUUGGAGCUGAUGAUGUGCGAUAAUUUUAUGGAAUCUAUUGUUAAUCAAUAACAAAGAAAGUAUUUAAGAUUCGCUUUGUUAAA